AUGGCGAGUCGGGUUGGCAUACCUUCGCCCUCUUUGUUCAUACUUGCAGUGAAGGCAGACCCAGCUGAGGCAGCCAAACUCCGCGAGGAGCAGUUGCUGGGCGAGCUGGCGGAUUGCCACGCGCUGCUAGCAGAUCGCGAGACUUGCCUCCAGGAGAUCAUGACAACUCUGGAAGGACGCGCAGCGAGCUCAGAGAAGCGUGCAGCUUUCUUCGAGGCCAAACAGAGUGGUGCACAUAUUCCUGUGUAUCGAGUGUUUGCAAAGGCCGCCUUCCCCAACAGGGAAGGCGAGGCAGACUGGCACAUGGACCAG
Molecule: messenger RNA, 312 nt
Organism: Symbiodinium sp. CCMP2456
Lineage: Eukaryota; Dinophyceae; Suessiales; Symbiodiniaceae
Source: the annotation of a GenBank genome assembly